AUGGCCUUUUCAGGACCUAGUCGCGCCGCUGCCUGGACGCUCUCACUUCCUGCAUCCAGUCAACCAGCCGAAUCCGCCCUUCUUCCAGACGAUGGAAGCAGAGGUAGCUCGGAGUCCAUCAUCGGAGACGACCUGCGCCAACUAGUUGACCUUCAAGAUUUCUAUGAAGGGGGGAAAUAUCGCUCCAUUGUGAAGAUUCAAUCCCGAUUCCAAGACCAAGGGCGUCCGAUAUGGAUGAUGGGUAGCGGAUGGCUUAUUCGUCCAGAUCUCCUUGUCACCGCCGGUCAUGUUGUCUAUGACUGGGGACGUAAUCUUGGUGCUGCUGAUCAGAUCAGGUGCUACAUUGGCUACAACGGCAAAGAGUCUGUCAAGUCAUCUCAGGUCCAGGUGCGGUCUGGCGCCAAAGUUGUAACUCCUGUGGAAUGGAUCGAGAAUUCGGACAAUCGUAGACGGGACGUUGCUUUUAUUCGACUUGACAGGCCUUUCACGGGGAACUUGCGACUCUUCAGCUACCUCAACACCCCAGAGAAAGGUAAUGGCACAUACCUGGGUGUCGUCGGAUAUCCAGGCGAUAAAACCUUGCAGGGUGAACAAGGAGCUCAGAUGUACGAAGAGUUUGCCAGGUGUGACUGGACCAUUGGAGAGAGCCCUCGCCGUAUGGUCGAAUACUCUAUAUCAACCUUCUCAGGACAGUCUGGCGCCCCAGUCUUACGAAAAUCUGAUGGGCAACUCAAAGCAAUUGGUACUCAUAGUUAUGGUGGCGGAGGCUUUGAAAGUAACUCAGGCACUACGAUUGGAAACGCUCACGGAAAUAAUUACAACGAUUUGAUCAGUUUGUUUGACAAGGGGACGAAUUUCGGCGGUGCUGGCAAGGUUCAAGUCGUCCAAGUUCAAACUCCAGACCAAACACCAAGCAUGAAUGAGCCUCACGGUCUCAAUAGAGGCCGCUCCGGCAUCGCGUUUGAAACCCCAAGAUUCGAUGAAGAAAGCUUCCUCGACACCCUGAAAAGUAUAGCAAAUGUGGGAAGAAAAGGCUUCCCCUUUGCUUCUGCUUUGCUCGGUCCCAUAGGUGGUCCCCUUAGUGCAGUAGUCGGAACUCUACUUGGAUCAAUCACAGAGAGCACGCUUUCUCAGAACACUGAAAGCAUAGCAAAUGGUCCCGCCGAACGUGCGAUGCUCGCUGAAGCUGCUUUGCAAGCGGUCCUUGCGUCAGACCACGAUGAGCAUGUGAUGGAGGUGAUCAACAACAUGGGUCAUAUUUGGCAAGGUGGUGCACCAAAGGCUCAGAUUCUGGCUCCUGCUAUCACACCCAUCUUGAGUCAAUGCAGCGUGGAGCUUUCAGGCCAAGUUGCUCCAGAGACCGAAGACGCCAGGGGACCACGUUUCCGUGAUCGUCGCCGUUUGGAGGCCGACAUCACAGAGAGUGCUGCGAUGAGCGACGGAGCUGCCUUUGUCCAAGGUAUACUGGGCCCAACUCGACAACUCGAGGGAGGAAAAGACGUUGCCGAAUGGCUUGGCCCCGUUCUUGUUACUGCGGUCUCUGAGUCCAAGCCUCUUACGUCCAAGUCCACCUCUACGACGCUCUCACGCAUGGAGUCUAUCGAGGCACCCACCUCUAGCGCAAACGAGGAUGCGACCAGGAUCUUGAUCAAACGUGCCGUCUUAGCGGAUGCGGCUCUUCAAGCCGUAAUGUCUUUACCCCGCGAAAGGCUAGAACGAUUCAGGCCUACCGACGGACAUGGCGACGACGCAGGCAUCUUCGAUUUCAUGAAGGAUAAAGUUCAGAUAUUUGGACCAGCCACACUUGACGUUGCAAAAAAGGCAGCUAUCAAGAUUGGACCUCGUCUCAGCAGCGGCGCCAGUUCGAAUCCUUCAGGUUCUGACACUGAAGUUCCCCGUCUUCCGCAGCGGACCAAGAAGCCGUCAUUGAUGGAUUAUCUCAACCAAAGCGCGCCCCGUUUUGAGUAA
Fusarium musae is the source of this 1968-nucleotide messenger RNA. RefSeq lists its product as uncharacterized. The transcript is spliced from 4 exons. Lineage: Eukaryota; Fungi; Ascomycota; Sordariomycetes; Hypocreales; Nectriaceae. The coding region runs from base 1 to 1968 and encodes 655 amino acids. The record is from RefSeq and is a predicted model, not a curated record.